Molecule: messenger RNA, 872 nt
Organism: Aspergillus ibericus CBS 121593
Lineage: Eukaryota; Fungi; Ascomycota; Eurotiomycetes; Eurotiales; Aspergillaceae
Exons: 3
Coding region: 38-676 (212 amino acids)
Source: RefSeq, a predicted model, not a curated record
CCUGCGGCUGCCUUCAUUCACAGCACCCCCAGCCACCAUGGCCUCCGAGGAGCAAGAUGCGUUGGACGCGCUCGAGAGAGAAGCUUCGGAUUUUGUCAAGGAUGCAGAAAUUGACCGCAUUCGUAAAGCGUUCACCUUAGACGCGUACGCGGUUCUCGAUCUUCAACCAGGUGUGCCCGAAUCAGACAUCAAAGUCCAGUACCGCAAAAAGUCCCUUCUCAUCCAUCCGGACAAAACGAAGAACCCUGCGGCCCCUGAUGCCUUCGAUCGACUCAAGAAAGCCCACACGGCGCUCAUGGACGAGAAGUCACGCACAUAUCUAGAUGAAUGUAUCGCUGAUGCUCGACGACUGUUGAUUCGCGAGCACAAGUACACGCUAGACUCGCCGGAGCUGACUACAGACGAGUUCAAGAAGGAAUGGCGCCAAAAGACGGUCCAAGUGCUCCUCGAGGAAGAGGCGCGGCGACGGAGACAGGCCAAGGCCAAGCUUCAGGAAGAAGGACGAGAGAGGCGCAAGGAAGAGGAAGAACUCGAGGCGCGGAAGCGGAAGCGGGAUCAGGACAAAGCUUGGGAAGAUAGUCGUGAAGAGCGUAUAGGCAGCUGGCGUGACUGGCAGAAGGGUGUCAAGAAGGAGGGCGACAAGAAGAAGAAAAAGAAGAUGAAGGUUCUGGGCUGAUUGGGGGAAUCAGGCUGCUUGCAUCACCUGCACGAAUUGCUCUGAAGGUUAGCCUGAUCAACCGGCGUUGUGCGGAUAUACUUGCUGUUAUACUGUGGUCAUUAUAUUGUCAUCAUCAUCGCUACUGGGGUUCAAGUAUUUGUCAGUAGUCAUUAGCGGCCUCGUCUCGUACAAUGGUUACACAGCACUCAUCCUG